This is a messenger RNA of Schistocerca piceifrons (Central American locust), 1011 nucleotides long. RefSeq names its product craniofacial development protein 2-like. Gene Ontology annotation, biological process: chromatin remodeling. Gene Ontology annotation, cellular component: nucleus. The record is from RefSeq and is a predicted model, not a curated record. NCBI's taxonomy places the organism in Eukaryota, Metazoa, Arthropoda, Insecta, Orthoptera, Acrididae. The coding region runs from base 1 to 1011 and encodes 336 amino acids. Gene Ontology annotation, molecular function: catalytic activity. The transcript has a single exon.
AUGGAUAGGUUGAAGUUAGAUAUAGUGGGAAUUAGUGAAGUUCGGUGGCAGGAGGAACAAGACUUCUGGUCAGGUGACUACAGGGUUAUAAACACAAAAUCAAAUAGGGGUAAUGCAGGAGUAGGUUUAAUAAUGAAUAGGAAAAUAGGAAUGCGGGUAAGCUACUACAAACAGCAUAGUGAACGCAUUAUUGUGGCCAAGAUAGAUACGAAGCCCACACCUACUACAGUAGUACAAGUUUAUAUGCCAACUAGCUCUGCAGAUGACGAAGAAAUUGAAGAAAUGUAUGAUGAAAUAAAAGAAAUUAUUCAGAUUGUGAAGGGAGACGAAAAUUUAAUAGUCAUGGGUGACUGGAAUUCGAGUGUAGGAAAAGGGAGAGAAGGAAACAUAGUAGGUGAAUAUGGAUUGGGGGACAGAAAUGAAAGAGGAAGCCGCCUGGUAGAAUUUUGCACAGAGCACAACAUAAUCAUAACUAACACUUGGUUUAAGGAUCAUGAAAGAAGGUUGUAUACAUGGAAGAACCCUGGAGAUACUAAAAGGUAUCAGAUAGAUUAUAUAAUGGUAAGACAGAGAUUUAGGAACCAGGUUUUAAAUUGUAAGACAUUUCCAGGGGCAGAUGUGGACUCUGACCACAAUCUAUUGGUUAUGACCUGUAGAUUAAAACUGAAGAAACUGCAAAAAGGUGGGAAUUUAAGGAGAUGGGACCUGGAUAAACUAAAAGAACCAGAGGUUGUACAGAGAUUCAGGGAGAGCAUAAGGGAGCAAUUGACAGGAAUGGGGGAAAUAAAUACAGUAGAAGAAGAAUGGGUAGCUUUGAGGGAUGAAGUAGUGAAGGCAGCAGAGGAUCAGGUAGGUAAAAAGACGAGGGCUAGUAGAAAUCCUUGGGUAACAGAAGAAAUAUUGAAUUUAAUUGAUGAAAGGAGAAAAUAUAAAAAUGCAGUAAGUGAAACAGGCAAAAAGGAAUACAAACGUCUCAAAAAUGAGAUCGACAGGAAGUGCAAAAUGGCUUAG